GUAUAUAUAUAUUUUGAGGGCACAUUCUCUAGUUUCAGUUGAUGAUUACACUCCAUUCAGGACUCUUUCUCCUUCCUCGCACACCCAAUCUCUCCACUAUUGCGCGUGGUCUCUCUCCGAUUCUCAGACCCAAUUCGUCAUUUUUUCUCAAACCCCCUCUUUUUACAAGCCCUAAUUUGAAAUUCCCCAUGUCUUCUUCACGCCCUUCGGCUUUCGAUGCUUUAAUGUCAAAAGCUCGAGCCGCUGCGAAGAAAAAACCCCAGUCCGAGGCUUCUCCAGCCAAGAAACGCAAGACCCAGGAGUUAGUUUCUGUAAAAGAGGUUGAGAACGCGAGUUUGGAUGACGCGCAUCAGGUGUUUGAUAAAAAGAGUAAACAAGAAAAUGUUGUGAAAUGUGGUGAUAAUGUGGGUACUGAGGUUUUGGCAAAUGGGUGCAAGGAAGGUAAGGUAAAUUUGAGUCUGGAUGAGAAAUUGGCGGUUAAGAAGGCCGAGGCUGUUAGUUUGGAUGAGAGUAUUGCACAGUUGAAGAAUAAGCCGGCGAAUUUUGAUCCAAAGAAAGCUGCAUUUUGGGGGGAGGGUAAGAAAGUUCCGUUUUCGUUUGUGACUAGAGUGUUUGAUGCUGUUGACAAGGAGUCAGGGAGAAUUGUGAUUACUGAGAUUGUGUGUAAUAUGUUGAGGACUGUGAUACAGACGUCACCGGAUGAUUUGCUUCCGGUUGUUUAUCUUUUAGCGAAUCGGAUCGCACCUGCUCAUGAAGGGUUGGAGCUUGGAAUUGGGGAUGCGAGUAUUAUUAAAGCGCUGGCUGAAGCUUGUGGAUGCAAUGAAGCUCAGAUUAGGAAGCAGUACAAAGAUUUGGGAGAUUUGGGAUUGGUUGCAAAAGCCAGCCGCUCAUCACAGUCUUUGAUGCGCAAACCUGAGGCAUUAACAGUCACUAAGGUCUUUAACACAUUUCAGCUCAUUGCCAAGGAAUCUGGCAAGGAUAGUCAAGAGAAGAAAAAGAACCAUAUCAAGGCACUCCUUGUUGCUGCUACUGAUUUUGAGCCUCUGUAUAUGAUCCGCUUACUGCAGACAAAAUUACGAAUUGGUUUGGCAGAGCAAACUCUAUUGGCUGCUCUGGGUCAUGCUGCUUAUUACAGUGAAAAGCGUUUCAAACCUCCUGCAAAUAUAGAUUCUCCUUCAGAAGAGGCUGCAAAGAUAGUUAAACAAGUUUACUCUGUGCUUCCCGUCUAUGACAAAAUAAUCCCUGCCAUCCUUACUGGUGGUGUAUGGGAUCUCCCGAAGGCAUGCUGUUUUACACCCGGGAUUCCUAUUGGGCCUAUGCUAGCAAAACCAACGAAAGGAGUGUCUGAGAUUUUGGAUAAGUUUCAAGAUAUGGAAUUCACAUGCGAAUACAAGUAUGAUGGAGAACGUGCUCAGAUACAUUACUUGGAGAAUGGUUCAGUUGAGAUUUACAGUCGAAAUGCUGAAAGAAAUACGGGAAAGUUUCCAGAUGUUGUUUCUGCUCUUUCAAGACUAAAGAAGUCAUCUGUUUCAUCAUUUGUUUUGGAUUGCGAGCUUGUCGCUUAUGACCGUGAGAAAAAGAAAAUCUUACCUUUCCAGGUUUUAAGCACACGUGCCCGCAAAAAUGUAAUGAUCAGUGACAUCAAAGUUGAAGUUUGCAUUUUUGCAUUUGAUAUUCUUUACCUGAAUGGUCAGACACUUCUACAGGAGCAGCUUAAUGUUCGUAAGGAACAUCUGUAUAAGUCAUUUGAGGAAGAACCCUGCUAUUUUCAGUUUGCUACAGCAAUGACAUCCACUGAUCUUGAGGAAAUACAGAAGUUUCUUGAGGAUUCUGUCGAUGCAAGCUGCGAGGGACUGAUUAUCAAAACAUUAAGUAGAGAUGCUACAUAUGAACCUUCAAAGAGGUCAAAUAACUGGCUCAAACUAAAGAAAGAUUACAUGGAAAGUAUUGGCGAUUCACUUGAUCUAGUACCUAUUGCUGCUUUCCAUGGACGAGGGAAACGAACUGGUGUAUAUGGCGCUUUUCUGCUUGCUUGUUAUGAUAGCAGCAGCGAAGCAUAUCAAACCAUUUGUAAAAUCGGCACUGGAUUUACUGAACAAGUGCUUGAGGAGAGAUCUACCAGUCUACGUUCUAAAGUGAUCCCAAAGGCAAAGUCCUACUAUCGUUAUGCAGAUAAGAUUUCUCCAGAUGUAUGGUUUGAAACAACCGAGGUUUGGGAGGUCAAAGCUGCAGAUUUGACCAUCAGUCCCGUCUAUUGUGCUGCCAUCGGGAUUGUGGAUUCUGAGAAGGGCAUCUCUCUCCGAUUUCCACGGCUGGUUCGUGUACGAGAAGACAAGGCUCCAGAGCAAGCUUCAUCAUCGGAACAGGUAGCUGAAAUGUAUAAAGCUCAAAAGCACACCCAAAAGCACUACGAAGAUGAUGAUAAGGACGAGUGAAGAAGCAAAAGCUUCCAUGGAUCACAGUGCAAAUGGUCCAGCUGCUGUAUUUCUCUAAGAUUGUCCAUAGUGAUGACUCUGCCCCCAACAAGUAACUUGAUGUUGAUAUCUGUUACUACCCUAUGAGUCAGGUUAGCCACUGGAAGAUCUGUACCGGGAUAGAGACAUUUCUAUAUAAAGCUGUACCCUUUCGAAAUUGUUCCAACCUGUAUGCUAAUGAUCUGGCCCAUAUUCAUGUUUUAGACUUUAGGACUCCAGAUUUUUGAUCCGGAUGCUUUUUCUGACUUAAUAGAUGGCUAUAUAGCAUAUUAGCGUGUUAUAUUGUAUACUUGUAUAUUGUGCCUAUCAAAGUCUUGACUUCUUCCUCUGA
Molecule: messenger RNA, 2805 nt
Organism: Daucus carota subsp. sativus
Lineage: Eukaryota; Viridiplantae; Streptophyta; Magnoliopsida; Apiales; Apiaceae
Product: DNA ligase 1
Exons: 18
Coding region: 42-2435 (797 amino acids)
Biological process (GO): DNA recombination; lagging strand elongation; DNA biosynthetic process
Cellular component (GO): nucleus; mitochondrion
Molecular function (GO): DNA binding; DNA ligase (ATP) activity; ATP binding
Source: RefSeq, a predicted model, not a curated record